GAUCACAAGAUGGAGGAUUUCCCUAUACUGGAUGAAAAUUACUCGUGAUUUAGAGUAAACAAAAACUAGAGGGAAAUAAUAGUUCCACUUGCGUUUUCAUUGUAUAGAUUAAGAUAAAUUCGUCAAUGAUAUCAUAGGUAGCUAUGUAGCAGAGGAAAAAAAAGUUUUGAGCGGAAACAUUGGCAGGAAUUUUCCUCUACUUUAGUUUUCGAAAACGGAAGUUUGAAAGAGAGAUAAAAAGAAUGGAUGACCCGUUAGGAGCUCGUUCAGACUGUGUGGAGCUUGAUGAAUUGACGCGAUGGAACUUAACGCAGCUGCCAAUGACGUCAGAGGAAGAUAAAGAUGCUGAAAUCUCCCCGUUUCCUUGGAAUAAUAAUUUAAACUCCAAAAUUAUUCUGUGGUGUGGUGAUAUUACUCGUCUUGUGGUGCAUGGGAUUGUUAACCUGACCAACGAAAGAUUGGAUGCCAAACUCCCAGAAACAGAAACUAUUUAUAGGAAAGGUGGACCUGAUUUAGUGGCGGAAAUCAGGAACAAUGUCAGAAUAUGUAAGACAGGGGAGGCAAAGACUACCAAAAGACACAAACUGCCGGCUCGAUUUGUGAUCCACACGGUGGGACCCAGGUAUAACAUCAAAUACAUCACGGCGGCCGAGAGUGCUCUGUUCAGCUGCUACAGGAGUGUUCUCAGGCAGGUCAGGGAGCACCAGAUGAAAUCUGUGGCCAUUCCCUGUCUUCACUCCAUGAGACGAGGCUAUCCUACAGAGGACGGGGCCCACAUUGCCAUUAGAACAAUUCGGAGAUUCCUGGAGAAAUUUGGAGAAGAUAUUGACACAGUGAUAUUUGUUUGUAAUGAGGACACAUUGGACACUUACAUGAAAGUUCUGCCACUGUAUUUCCCCCGCAGCUGUAAAGAGGAAGUGGAGGCAAUAAAAUGUCUACCGGAGGACAUCGGUAAUGAAGACGGUGAACCAAUCAUCCCAGAGAGACAAAUCAGAAUCAUGGACAAACCCAUGCUGGCCUCCAUCAGAAGCAGUCAGGGUCUGGAGGAACUAGAGGAGACGGUGGAUUUAAACAAGGAGUUUGGAACAUCAACAGUGGUGGAGGUGGGUCGACAUCCAUUUGCUCAGAUGCAGAGUGAUCCUGAUGAACUGAAAAUGUCCCAUCUGACUGGUCACUCAACAGCUGAGCAGAGGCGACUAGAAAAUAAACGAAGGUAUGAGAGACUACUGAAGAGAUCUAAGAUGGAUGACCUGACAGACAUUGCAGCCCUGAAGUGUAUCUACAGGUCAGGGGUGGACCGAUUCGGCCGACCCGUCGUCAUUCUAGUGGGAAAACAUUUCCCAGCCAACUCAAUAAAUAUGGAGAGGGCUUUACUGUACCUGAUUCGUGUGAUGGAACCUAUCGUUGAGUCGGACUACGUCGUCGUAUAUUUCCACACUCAGACAACAGCUAUCAAUCAUCCCGACAUGUCGUUCCUAAAACAGAUUUACUGUAUCCUAGACAACAAGUACAGGAAAAAUAUGAAGUCUUUUUACAUCAUUCAUCCUACUUGGUGGUCAAAGUUGGCGACUUGGUUUUUUACUACGUUCACGGCGUCAGACAUUAAGAAUAAGGUGAUCAGUAUGCGGGGUAUACAGUAUUUGUAUGGCACAAUCUUCCCAGAUCAGCUGGACAUUCCACCCUUUGUCAUCAACUACGAUAUUGAGGUGAAUGGUCCCCGCUAUUAUGAACCUCCCAGUGUAGAUGAAGUGGAGGCUUUGUGAUGAGGGCUUGGAGUAGUCGUUACUUUACACUAUAGAUGUCAUAACAAGGUCACGGGAUCUACAGAGACACUGGCCACUAAACAUAGGCUCAUUCCAGAAGAUUGACACAUUCUUGAUCUCUACUUUGUUCUACAAAUCCUUAACACAUUGCUAUGGCAACUGAUAAAUACUCAGGAUUGUUUGUUAUUGAAUGUGGUGUACAUGUGUUUUGUUAUUUUUUGUUUUGUUCAUUAAGUGUCCUUUGUAAUUUAAUAAUGAUUAAUACUUGCUAUUUAAUAUUUGCUAUUUGUUUAAAUUUGAUAUAUAUGUAACUAAUUUUGAUUUUUUUAUCCAGAGAGAGAGAGAGAGAGAGAGAGAGAG
This is a messenger RNA of Saccostrea cuccullata (small rock oyster), 2123 nucleotides long. Its product is annotated as protein GDAP2 homolog. Lineage: Eukaryota; Metazoa; Mollusca; Bivalvia; Ostreida; Ostreidae. Bases 243 to 1763 code for a protein of 506 amino acids. The record is from RefSeq and is a predicted model, not a curated record. The transcript has 13 exons.